CAAACAAACACGAAGAAGACAGCCCACAGCAAUUAUUGUACAUUCAUGUAUUUUUGACGAUGUGAUUAAACGUACUAAAAGAGUAUUUUCUAUCAUGUUUCAGAGCUCAGCGGAGUUUUCUUCUUUGAAAUGAAAAAUAAAUACCGGGUAGCUCCAUGUUAUUGAUAACUAGUCUCUUGUUUUAGUGGGAAAAGGUGCACCGAAGCUAGCUUUGCUAACUAGCUAGCUGUCUGGUUGACGGUUAUAAACAUUCGUGAUUUUACUGCUACACGAGAGAGUAUUUGUCAGCCAACGACUGCUGUCAUAUUAACGAACAAAAGCUCUGCCAGCCCUACAUGACUUCUUCUGAGGUCAGCAGCCUGCCAGAAAUGAGUGAGGUUGUGAUCGUCACCAUCCCGGAGGCGGUGGAGGAGGACCUGCCCUCUGUGGUUGAGGAGGAUAAAGCGGUGCUGGUCACUGCAGAACUGAACACUCAGCCAGGGGAGGAUGAGCUCACAGCUGCUUCUGUGGAAACAGAAGCAGAAGCUGAGGCGAGCAGAACAGAAUCACUGAAGGAAGAGGCAGUAAUCGAAUUUUCCCAGUGGCUAAGAGAAGGUGUCUCUGUCUCUGACUGCGUAGUAAAAUUAACUGAGGAGGUGGAUGUAGAAGCUGAUGUUUUCUACCCGAUCACCUGUGGAGACGCCAAAGCCACGCUGGUCUGGAAGAAGUUUGUGUGUCCAGGGAUCAACGUGAAAUGUGUUCAGUUCAACGAGCAGCUUAUCAGCCCGAAGGAGUUUGUGUGUUUAGCUGGAAAAUCCACUCUGAAGGACUGGAAGAGAGCCAUCCGUCUCAACGGCACCAUGCUCAGGAAGAUCAUGGACUCGGGUGAACUGGACUUUUACCAGCACACAAAGGUGUGCUCUAAUACCUGCCGCAGCACAAAGAUCGACCUGGUGGGAACCAAAGUGUCUCUGAGCAGCGACCAGGCUGAGCUGGUUCCUUCCACGCCAUCGUCAGCUGACUUGAACGGCGCCUCAACUUCCUUCUCAGACGUUUCAGAGGAGACCUCAGAGUGGGUCACAGCCAUCGGAGAGGACUCGGUGGCGUUCUGGCGUGCUAUGAAGGAGGCAGGGCUUCUGGAUGAGGUGGUGGAGGACUUUCAGAAGGAGCUUCAGGAGGUGCUGAAGGGGCUACAGGAGAGAGUGUGUGACCCCCCACUGCAGGUCAAAGAUGCUGUUUUGCUCAACAACAUCGUGCAGAACUUUGGGAUGUUGGACCUGGUGAAGAAGGUUCUGGCAAGUCACAAGAGCCAGAUGGACCGGUACAGAGAGCAGUACACUCGUAGCCUUGCAGCUCUGGAGCAGCAGUGUGAUGAGCACAGGAAGCGAGCCAAAGAGCUGAAGAGUAAAUCUCAACACCUGAACAACGUCCUCAUGACCCUCACCCCGGUCCCUGCUCCCCCCGCCCCCAAACGACCCCGUCUGACACGCGCUGUUUCCGGUCCUGCCUCUGUCAAUGCCAACCCGACCCAGAUCACGCUGCCUCUGAACCAGCUGACCAGUCUUCCUCUGGGGAAGGUUCUGACUGUAGCAGGGGGUCAAGCCGGGGCUAACCUGGGCGGAUACACCCUCCUCACCUCGCCGCUCUCUGGGUCAGAGCUGGCAGGCGACGCUGCUAACCUGACGGUGCUCUCUGCAGCAGCGGGUCAGGAGGGCGCGGCUGGCAGUGCCUUCGUUAAGGUGGUCGGGCCGCAGUUCCAGCUGGUCACGCUUCCCAGCGGGCUGCAGGGAUUGGCUACGACGCAGAGCUCCGCCGUCCAGCAACAGGUCGGCACCAUCAGUGUGGUGGACGCCACAGAGACGGCUGCAGACGAGCCACAGGAAGAGAACCAGGUGGAGGGGGAAGAGGAGGGUCAGACAGAGGCCGUUAAAGAGGAAGAGGAGACAGCACCAGCAGAGCAGCAGUGAGAUGGGCACAGUGGUUUGUGAGGUCUGCCAGCAGGUGAUUAACUUUAUUCAGCAUCGAUUAUGGACUGAACUUUAUUUUAAUGGCUCAAACAUGUUUUUUUUUUAUUUGUGCUUAUUUGUUAUUGAUCUCUGUACUUUCCUUUGAUGUCUUUCUGCUCAUCAUGAUUCCUGAUGAUAUAUUAGAGCGUAGUCUGGUGUGGAGUGUCUUUUUUUAACUGUCAUCUUACUGUAAAUAUGUACGUAUUUGUAAUUAAUAUAUUUGGUACAGCUGUAUCAAAACAUUUGAAUGGAUUUUCUGUUUGGAAGAGUUUCAUUAAGGGCUCAGCAGUUUGGCUCCUACAGUCCAUGAACAGAGGCCGUGGGUGGACUAUAGCUGGUCUCACUUGAUGUUUCACUUUUUUCUUAUCAAGUAUGAGAAUAACAAAUAUUAUCAUCAUUCCCUUCAACACAGCAAUUAAUAUCCUAUUUGCACUACGAGUCAAAAUCAUCCGAUUUUUGUGUUUUUGAUUGUUCAGCUGUUGUUUAAUCUAAUAUUGUGUUGGUUGUAAUGUAGAAUAUU
Messenger RNA from Cheilinus undulatus (humphead wrasse), 2505 nucleotides. It is a transcript of the gene gmeb2, whose product is annotated as glucocorticoid modulatory element binding protein 2. Lineage: Eukaryota; Metazoa; Chordata; Actinopteri; Labriformes; Labridae. Gene Ontology annotation, biological process: positive regulation of transcription by RNA polymerase II. Gene Ontology annotation, molecular function: DNA-binding transcription activator activity, RNA polymerase II-specific; RNA polymerase II cis-regulatory region sequence-specific DNA binding. Bases 336 to 1946 code for a protein of 536 amino acids. The transcript is spliced from 10 exons. The record is from RefSeq and is a predicted model, not a curated record. Gene Ontology annotation, cellular component: nucleus.